Rhizophagus irregularis DAOM 181602=DAOM 197198 is the source of this 1416-nucleotide messenger RNA. Lineage: Eukaryota; Fungi; Glomeromycota; Glomeromycetes; Glomerales; Glomeraceae. The record is from RefSeq and is a predicted model, not a curated record.
AUGACUUUAGUAUUCCAUUCAGGUCUCUCAAAAGAUCUUUUAUCAAUAUUAAAAGAUGCUGAUGAUUAUGACGUUAUUAUUCAAGUUGGUGAAAACAAAAAUAUGAGAGAAUUUCGUGCUCAUUCAGUGAUUUUACGUGCUCGUUCUGCUUAUUUUAAAAUUGCCUUUUCUUCCGAUUGGAUUUCAAAGAAAAAUAACAUGAUUGUAUAUAACAAGCCAAAUAUCACUCCGAAAGUUUUUGACAUGAUUUUAAAAUACAUUUAUACUGGUGAACUUGAUUUGACUAAACAAUCGGGUGAAGAUAUUCUUGGUUUAUUAGUUUCAUCUGAUGAAUUACUUUUCGACGAAUUAUUCGACCGUAUUCAAGAUUAUUUAAUCGAAAAACAAACUAUUUGGGUUCAAAAUUAUUCUGUUCUUGUUCUCAAUACUGUAUUUCAACGCCCUAGUUAUAAGAAAUUACAAGAUUAUUGUCUUAAAUCUAUCUGUGAAAAUCCAGAACCAUUUAUCUCUUCAAAAAUGUUUCCUUUGUUAGAUAAGGAUAUCCUUUUUGGUUUACUUAAAUGGGAUGACUUACAAAUUAGAGAAAUUGACGCUUGGAAUUGUUUAAUUAAAUGGGGUAUUGAACAAACACCUGGUUUGGGAAGUAAUAAUAAUGAUAGAACCAAAUGGAAUAAAGAAAAUUAUAAAGCAUUAAAGAAAACUUUGAUCCAAUUUAUUCCUCUCAUUCGGUUUGUGGAAAUUUCUUCUGAUGAUUUUUUUGAUAAAGUUCGUCCUUAUAAAUAUGUUAUUCCUAAUCAUAUUUAUGAAGAAUUAGAAAAAUUCUAUUAUAAAAAAGCUUUACCAAUAACUACGACUUUACCACCUCGUACAAGAAAAUCAGGAUCAUUAACGUCAACAAUCAUUAAACCAGGGCUCGCAAAUAUUCUUUCUGAUUGGAUUGAUGGAAGUGAUAUAGCAACUAAUUUAAAUAAUGAUAAAUAUGUAUUCAAUCUAAUUUACUUGAUGAGUCGUGAUAGAUUUGAUAGCGGAACAUUUUAUAACAAAUGUGUUGGACAAGGACCAUUUGUAGUAUUAGUAAGAACUCACACAAAGAAUAUCUAUGGUGGUUAUAAUCCAAUUGGAUAUACGGGAAGAAAUCAGUGGCUAUCUUCAACAGAAAGUUUUGUCUUUUCUUUUGGAAAUGAUCAAGAUAUGUAUAAUAUGAAAAUUGGCAGGGUAACUAAUAUAGCUUGUUCCAUAUAUGAUAGUCCCUUUUAUGAUUGUUUCUUUAAUUUUGGAAAUAUGUUAUAUGUUACUAAUGGGCAACGUCUUGCUGUUGGGUAUGAUAAUAGAUAUUAUAGGAACAUUUUCGGUGAAAAACAUUUAUCUAAUAUUGAGGAAAUUGAAGUAUUCAGUGUAUCAGGAAAGGAUUGUUAA